Messenger RNA from Pelobates cultripes (western spadefoot toad), 606 nucleotides. The record is from the annotation of a GenBank genome assembly. NCBI's taxonomy places the organism in Eukaryota, Metazoa, Chordata, Amphibia, Anura, Pelobatidae.
AUGCCUUUCCUGUACCUGAAAUCGGGCGGGAAAACCCGGCGCAAAUCCGGGGCCUACCCUGGGUACAAGACCUACCAGGCUGCAGCACAGGACUUGGAAGACGAACUUUUAGAGCUCUACAGCUCCCCCUGGCUACCUGACAGGCCUCCACAGAACACAGACAUCAUGGGGUGCAGGACCCAGAAACCUCAGGCUGGCCCCAGCAAGGACUCCCACAAUAUAGGGGCGAUGCUACAGCGCCCGAUGACACCCAAGAUGGCGGCCCAGCCAGACACUGGCGUGCACAAAGCAAAACCGCCAGCCGCCCUAAACGCAACCGGGGACGCCAAUGUUCCCACGACUUUCCUGGAGGCACUGACUGAACAGGACCCUCACGCUCAAGACAUCGCCAACCUCCUAAGGGAGCUGCGCAGUGAUGUGAAGGCGAUGGAGGCCCGCACGCAAGUCACAGAGAACACUGUUACGGAGCUCCAAUGGGAGGUACGUGAAAUGAGGGACCAAAUGCACAGCCUACAGCACUCCCAUACUUCCCUGACACAGCGGGUAUCACUGAGGACCGCAACAGACUACCCAAUAUCAAAGUCCGAGGUGUUCCGGAUACAAUAA